Molecule: messenger RNA, 2388 nt
Organism: Drosophila eugracilis
Lineage: Eukaryota; Metazoa; Arthropoda; Insecta; Diptera; Drosophilidae
Product: sodium/potassium-transporting ATPase subunit alpha
Exons: 6
Coding region: 1-2388 (795 amino acids)
Biological process (GO): intracellular potassium ion homeostasis; sodium ion export across plasma membrane; proton transmembrane transport
Molecular function (GO): P-type sodium:potassium-exchanging transporter activity; nucleotide binding
Source: RefSeq, a predicted model, not a curated record
AUGACUUCCAAAUCCCUAUCAAAAUGGAGUUCCGGCAACGUGGGCUUUGCCUGCAGUCAUGCGAUCAAGGGUUAUGGCUAUGGGAUGGCCAUUGCCUGUGGAAAGGAUACUGAUGUUGGAAUGAUGACGGCACUCAGCUUCAAGGAGCGACCUCAGACUCGUGUGGAAAGACAUCAGACACAAAUCGUUUACUAUAUGAUUUUCGUGGCCAUAUUCGUGUUUAUCCUGCUGCUAUUCACAACCGGACUUGAGCGGGGUGAAAUCGUGUAUGAAGUCAAUCUUUCACUACUGGUUGGGCUGACACCCAUUUAUCUGCCAUUUAUCCUAUACUGGGGCAUGAAAAGAGCGAAAAACGAAAUGAAGAAGAAGCAGUGCCAUGUGAGGAACCUUCGCAGCACCACCACAGUGGGCCUCACCACCGUUAUUGUCACCGAUUUAGUAGGCACCAUGACCAAGCAACGGAUGCGAGUUUCGGAGAUCUUUGUGGACAUGGGACUGCUUAGCGUCGAUGACUUGGAUCGGAAUGCAUUGGGACCUCGCUUUAUUGAGCUGAUCCGAGCCUCAGUUCUUUGCAAUGAUGCGGUCAUCUGUCCAGGGAGCAUUGGUGUGCCCAAAAUGCAGAAGGAUAUGUACGGAAAUAUCCUAGAUAUCGCCCUACUUAAGUUUGGUCUUUCAGUCUUGCCAAAUAUUGAUCAGCUUCGACGCGAUCACGAGAAGGUGGCCAAUAAACAAUAUACCAGUGCGGAUAAAGUCCAAGUGACGGUGCACAGGACUCGCGAUGCUGAGGGACAGCUGAAGCUCAUCAUGCUGAUGAAGGGCCAUUGCGAUGUGGUGCUCCGUCGAUGCUCCACAUUCGUCAUUCGUGACGAGGAGCUACCGUUGGAUGAUCAGCUGCAGGAUAUUAUACUUACCCUGGCGGAUGGGUUAUUGGAGGCGGGUCGCCACGUCCGUGCCUUUGCCUAUAAGGAGCUGAGCAAUGAGAUUGAGUUCCGUCGCUUUUCCCAGGUUAACACAAACACGGGAUUGGAAAACGCAGAGUAUAAGUUCCGGGACUAUCUGGCGGUGGAUACCUUCUCCCUACGGUUUCUGGGCAUGAUUGCCACAAACAAUCCGCAUAGGAGCACCAUUCCCAAGGCAGUUAUUCGAUGCAGAUCGGCGGGCAUUAAGUUAAUUCUGGUCAGUCGACGCAAACGCAAACUAGUCAAGUCUCUUGCUAUGGAUGUGGGCAUCAUUUCGGAGCCCUGGGAUAUUUUAAAGAAUCAGACCAUAGGCACCCCAAGCACCAUAGAUAUAGUGGAUAUGUCUCAGUUCGCCAAAGAGAAGCCACAUCACCAGCAAUGGCACAUCGAACAACUGUUGAUGGCUCAACGGGAUUUGGUGUGCUCUGAAACGAGCACGGAGCAGCACCACUGGAUUGUGGAUGCAUGUCGUCGCAUGGGAGCUGUGGUUUCCGUCGUUGGAGGAACCCUCCAUGACACGCCCGCCAUGCGUAGCGGUCAUGUGGGCGUGGCCAAGUACGGAUGUGCAGCCAUGUGCGAGGCCAGUGCAGACCUCAUCCUGCUUGACCGCUCCUUUGCUACUUUGGUCAGUGCUGUUCACGAUAGUCGGUGGCUGUUCGAGAACCUUAAGAAGGCUCUGGCCUAUUGCCUGGCCACCAACACGACCAUCCUACUGAUGUACUUCAGCUUCUUCAUACUCCGGAUUCCCUUUCAAAUGCACAUUAUGGAUGCACUCGCCCUGGCCUUCCUUAUAAACUUGCUACCUGCCAUGACCAUAAUUUAUGAGCCCCCAGAGGAGAAACUAAUGCUUCAGAUGCCCAAAGUGUACGAUGACUUCCUGCUCAAUAGUCGACUACUUUUUGUGUCGCACAUCCUUGUGGGGACUAUCGAAGCCGCCGCUGUUUUCAUGACCUACUUCGUGUUCAUGGCUGACAAGGGAUUCAUGCCCAGGACGUUGGUGGGCCAGCAUAUCACGUGGCACGACGACACGCUCCUCGACAUUCCCGACUCUUUCGGCCAGGAAUGGAACAGUGCAGCCCGAGAGCAGCUGGAGUGCCAAAUGUCCUCUCUCUGCCUGAUGAGCCUCAUCACGAUGCAGUGCACCAACCUGGUGUUGACCAAGACCGGACGUGCCAAUCUCCUGGCCCACGGCUUCCAAAACCGGGGGCUAAGUCUGGCGGUCGUCUAUUUGAUUUGCCUCUGCAUUGGGAUGUGCCACCUGGACACCAUUGUUUGCCUGCGACUGGACGGAACCAACGAACUACACCUUGGCUCCUUCCUCUGGACCAUCUGCCCAUUCGUGGUUCUACUGGUGUUUCUUGAAACAACUCGCAGAUAUUUCCUCCGACUUUUCCCGGACAGUUGGCUCGAGCGGGCCACUAUGUACUGA